Messenger RNA from Rotaria socialis, 4368 nucleotides. The record is from the annotation of a GenBank genome assembly. NCBI's taxonomy places the organism in Eukaryota, Metazoa, Rotifera, Eurotatoria, Philodinida, Philodinidae.
AUGUGGAUCGUGUGUCUCUUACAAUUGUUUAUUUUAAACAAUAUUAUUUUUGCACAACCUCCAACUUGUAUUCGUUCAUCCAAAUAUUUAGUACCUCAAACACCGGGUGAUAAUGGUUUUCGUAUAACUGUUGAAGGAAGUUUUAAAGCAUAUGUUCCUGGCCGCACAUAUAAACUUACAUUAAAUGGCUUUAAAAAUCAAUUUUAUCAAGCUUCAUUUAAAGAAUUCAUGAUUAUUGCUGUACCAUCAACAUGGUCUGAUGAACAACCCUAUCGACCAAUAGGACAUUUUGAAUUAUUACAAUCAACAAAUAAUAAUGAUGACUCAAUGCAGGAAGCUGUUAUAAGUCAACGUAAUUGUCCCGGCGGUGUUACAGAUGCAAAUCCAGAUAAAUUAAAAAAUUCUAUAUCUAUCGAUUGGAUUGCACCACGUCAUGCACAAGGAUGUGUUUCAUUCAAAGCUACUGUUGUUCGUUCAGAUACAACAUGGUUCAAAGAUGAAAAUGCUCUUACAUAUACUAUGUGUGAAGAUCAAAUGCAUAUCAAGAAAAUGAUGCAACAAUGUUGCGCAUGUGGUGAAGCAAAAUAUCAAUUAACAUUCAAAGGACUUUGGUCACCAAAAACACAUAAAACUGCUUGGCCAUCAUCAACGGCUCAUUUUUCAACAACUGUUGGUGCUGUUCAUAAUUCAAAUUAUUCAAUGUUUCAAGUUGGCUCAUAUGCUCAUCGUGGCUUAAGUGAAUUAGUUUUAACCGGUGAAACACAUACAUUAGAACAAGAAUUAGCAAAUGAACAACGUAAAGGAUCGGUCGGUUUACGUUUUUUUAUAACCGAUACAUGGUGGCGUCAAGCUAUUCGAGUCAAUCGAGAUUACCAUCAAAUAUCUCUCAUUAAUAAAUAUGUUGAUGAGAAUAUAGAAUCAGCAGAUUCUUUUAUAGGAGUCGAUGCAAUAAAUUUAUGUUUGUCCAAUUGUACAUGGAUUGAACAAUAUUCAGAAGAUCUCUAUCCAUUAGAUGCAGGUAUUGAUAGUGGAAAUACUUAUACGUCAAGUCGAUUACCAACGUUGCCUUUGGAAAAAAUUCAUACAAUUACUGCUACUGUAUCACCAACAUCACCGUUUCAUGAUCCUAUGAGUAAACCAAUGAUGCCAGUAGCACGUGUAACUCUUCAACGAACACUUGUUCGUGGUGCUCAAUGCCCAAACAAUCAACCUAAUACACAAAAUUCCCAUAGAACUCCAAAUAAUCUUGAAGAUUCAUCGUCUGACAUUGAUCUAUCACACGAAAAACAUCGAAAUGAACGAUUGAAACAAAAAUAUGAUUAUUCAGGAAACUUGAUGUAUGCCUAUGAAGAAACAUCAUUACCAGACUGUCGCUUAACUGAAUGGUCACCGUGGUCAUCGUGUUCAGUUAGUUGUGGUCAUGGAAUAAAAACAAGACGACGUGCUUAUGUUAUGCCCGAUAAAGCUUUUCGUCGUCAUUGUAAUCAACGAACUUAUGAUAUGGCUUCAUGUCAAUUGACUGCAUGCUCAUCAGCCAUGACAAAUGAUCAUUCAAAAUCAACACAUAAUGCAAUGUGUAUGGCAAGUGAAUGGUCAGCAUGGUCACAUUGUUCCGUAACAUGUGGUACAGGAAUGCGUACUCGUUCUCGUACAAUGUUAAAAGGUCGAGACAAUGCUCAAUGUCAACUAGAAUAUCAAUUAAUGGAAAAAGAAACUUGUCAUGGAAUGAAACCUGCCUGUGAACAAGGUCGUUUAACUGAUAUGAUCGAGAAGAAACGUAUAUGUAUGCAACUGAUAGAAGUUGGUUCAUGUACACAGUACGAACGACGUUUCUAUUUCAAUUUGGAUAUGAGUAAAUGUCUUGAAUUCGACUACAGCGGCUGUGGUGCUAAUGAUAAUAAUUUUCUGACACGUGAUGCAUGUGAAGAUACAUGCGAUAUUUUACUACGUGGUCGAACAGAGGAUGGUAAAGACACACGCUGUAUGACAUUACCAUGGUCAGAGUGGAGCGCUUGCUCAUCUGUUUGUGGACAAGGAACACAAGUUCGAUUUCGUGCAUAUAAAGUUAAAUUUUUAGCCAUGGGUUUUUGUGCGGAACCAUUGGAAGAAUUUCGUGAUUGUAAUGUACCGUGUGAUCCAACACAAAUGUAUCGUUUAUCAGAUUCACGUAAAACAAUGAUUAAAAGUAUGGAAGCAGCUGAGAAAAAAGAUAAAUGUAUGCAACCACUGGAACCAGGUCCGUGUACCAAAUUUAUUGAACGAUUCUAUUUUGAUGUAACAACACGCAAAUGUACCAAAUUUCAAUAUGGUGGAUGCAGAGGCAAUGAAAAUAAUUUUAUGGCACACGAUGAAUGUAAUGCUAUGUGUGAUGAGCUCAUUAGAGAUCAUAAACCAAUGGUUCACGAUCCACGUUGUCUGAUUUCAAUGUGGAGUGAGUGGUCAUCGUGUAUGAAUGCUACAUGUCAUCGACCAGGUACACAAACACGAACAAGAAUGUAUGCAGAUAAACGAGCAGCUAUGAUUGCUCAGUGUGGUGAAUCUUUGGAAGAACAACAACGAUGUACACUUGAUUGUAAUGAUAAUGUUUCGAAAAACAAACAAAAGGAUAUGAUGAAUAUGCCUAAAGUAAUGCAUCGGCCUCGUAAUCCUUGUUGUGCUUGUGAUGAAGCAAAAUAUCAAUUGACAUUUCAUGGUCUUUGGUCGAAACAAACACAUCCAAAAGAUUGGCCGCCUGAACAUCUUCUUCAUUGGUCUGAUAUAAUCGGAACUGUACAUAGUGAUCAAUAUUCGUUAUGGAAUUAUGGUGAUACCGCCAGUGAUGGUCUUAAACAAAUAGCUGAAUGGGGAGCAAUUGGUACUAUGCAAAAGGAAAUAAAAAAUCAUACUAAAUUUGGUGUUAUACGUAAUAUAAUGGUUGUACCUGGUCUUUGGACAGUCAAUGUAAGCAAAUCAACUGCAGGUGCUUUUACAACUUCGAAAAAUCAUCAUUUCCUAUCGUUUGUUACUAUGCUCGGACCAUCACCUGAUUGGGUUGCUGGUGUAUCUGCACUUGAUCUAUGUCUUCCUGAUUGUACAUGGAUGGAUAGUUAUGAAGAAUUACUUCAUCCAAUUGAUGCUGGAACAGAUAUGGGCAUUCGAUAUGACGGUCCUAAACGACCGGAAAUUCAACGAAAACCAAUAGCACCGAUUCUUUCGAGUAAUAUUACAGAUCAACGAUCACCAUUUUUUGGUAGUCAACCACCUCCAUUUGCUAAAGUGAGUAUAAAACGAAUUAUGGUACAAGGUGUAGCCUGUCCGAAUGGUCGACCACAGCAUAGUGAAAUAACGCCGGUCGUUGAUUUUGGUCCAAACUUUGCAGAUUUAAGUCGUAUGACUGAAACUGAAACUGAAAAAGAUAUUGCUAAAACAGAUGUUGAAAUACUUGAUGAACAAUCAUCUGAUCCUCGAUGUAUGACAUCAUCAUGGUCAGCAUGGAGUUCAUGCAAUGUUAAAUGUGGAAAUGGAUUAAGAACACGAACAAGAAUGUAUAAAAAUCCUAAUCAUCAUGAAUGUAACGAACGAUUAAGUGAAAGUGAGAUGUGUCAUGCAAGAAGUGGAGAAGAAUGUGACGAUGAAAAUCAACAAGUUGCACCAUGUACUGUAACUGAUUGGUCAUCAUUCUCGCCAUGUUCAGUAACAUGUGGUCAAGGUGUAACAGAGAGACGACGAUGGUAUAUCAAUGAAAAUUCGCACCAUGACUCAAGAUGUAAAGAUAUUCAUUUGACUGAAAAACGUCAAUGUCAAAAUACACAUGCUACUGAUUGUGGUAGCACUGAAAACGAAGAAAGAUGUAAAUCUGAACCAGUUGCAGAUAAUCGAUGUCGUGGUUUAGAACGAUAUUAUUAUAAUAAAACAAGUAUGGCAUGCGAACCAUUUGCUGGUAACAGUGCUUGUCCUGCUCGUGGUAAUAAUAAAAAUAAUUUCGCCAACAAAAUGGAAUGUGAAACUACUUGUAAUAGUCUUGUGGUUCAAAAUAAUGACUUAUCAUGUUCAAUGAGUCCUUGGAGUACGUGGAGUGAAUGUUCAGUAACGUGCGGCCGUAAUGGUGUUCGACGCCGUUCUCGAACAUUACUGAAUAAUCAUAGAGCAGUUGAUCAAUAUCGCUGUCAAUCGUUGCCACUUGAAGAAGUUGAGCCAUGUCAUUUAAACCGUUGUCCACCAACUGAUUGCGUUGUAAGCCAAUGGAGUGCAUGGUCUUCAUGUACAGGUUGUGGGCAAGAUGCUAUACAAACUCGUAUACGUAUUCCGGUACGUCGCGCCCGUAAUGGUGGUAUGCGAUGCGGACCAUUAAAAGAAAUCCGAUAUUGUCAAACAACUAUACCCUGUUAA